Molecule: messenger RNA, 2158 nt
Organism: Aspergillus melleus
Lineage: Eukaryota; Fungi; Ascomycota; Eurotiomycetes; Eurotiales; Aspergillaceae
Exons: 1
Coding region: 590-1882 (430 amino acids)
Source: RefSeq, a predicted model, not a curated record
CGGACGGUGGAGAGAGAGUCCGUCAUCGGAUUCUAUUCAGUUAUCGCUGUCAUCCCCAGAUUUAUCUCGACUCGAGUCCUCUCAUCGGUGUACACCCUAUUCAUUAUUCUCAUACUCAUAGCGGCUGUGCUGAGUUGUACGCAGAGCCACGUCCCGUUGCGCCACAACUCCCAGCCUUCGUUCUUCCCUUCUGGGCGCGACCGCGCGAUCGGGGGAACGCCUCAGGCGCAAAUCUCUUUGCCUCCGCUUUUUACCCUUAAGAGGAAAACCAAAUUUUGCCGCUGCUCCAUCAACAGAAUCCAUCUUGUCGCCUCUCCCCCCGCAGCCUCCUCUCCUAUAAUUCGCGUCACUCUUAGCGUGACUCGGCCCUGGUGUCUAUCUGAACAUCGGAUUUUGUUCCUUUCCCAUCCCAAAAGUGGUUGAUCCACACAAUUCAUUUGUAGUCAUGGGUAUACCGUGAGUUUUGCCCUAGUCUUCCUUGCCAUUUAAUUUGGAAUUUGCUGCUGUCGGGGACUACGCGCGCUGUGUUGCGCUGCCGACAUCGCUCUUCUAGCGCACAGGGUCAUCAUAAUGGCUGACUCUUUAUAGAAUGUUCCGCGAGCACUCCUCUACCGAGGCUGCCAAAAACAAUCCUAUUAAAGACCCCUGUGCCGCUGCGCGCUCGACAAUCCGUCGCCAGGCCACCAUUCGGCGUCCUUCGCGUUACAGUAGCUCCUCCGCUUUACGCAGCGCAACCCUGCGCCCUCCCUUCCCUCGCCCCCUCGUGGAUGAGAUCGAACGAGAAACAAACGGACUCCAGCGCCAUGUGCGCUCUCCCGCUCCGAACUCGGGCUCCGGCGACGACCCGUUUGAUCUGACCAACGGUCUCACGGACUCCAGCGCUCGGGAGGCUGGUCAGCGGCUGCUGAACGAUGUCCUCCGACAUAGUCGUCCUGGUCAACGGUUGAGAAUUCCGCGUAACACGACCGUUUCGGAUCUGUACCGUCGCUCAUCCCCUGGCGAUGAUGUGACACAUCGACAAGAUCAAGAGUCAUCCUCAUUUACACCACGUUUCACCCCUGCAGUUGUACACCAUCGAACUAGUUCCCCUCAACUACGCCCGGAUGUCGUGCGCCUGUCCCCCUUUCCCAGACCCGAGAGCUUUGGCGGGGAUGUUGCAUCGAAUAUUCCGCUGUUGCGUCGAGUCGGCCAACGAUCCAUCAACGAGGCAAGCCGCGCAAGCCGUGAGUCGGUUGUCGAUGGUCUUGGAGAUCGCGAAAGGAGCAUGAGCCCUGACGAUGACCAUGCAAACGAUGCGUGGGAGACGCUUUUGACGACCAUCACUCCCGACACCACUCUUCCUAGCGCGAGUUCCUCCUUCACCUCGGCAUCGGCUGCCGGAACAAAUGCCUCGAGGAACGGGACCUCCAGAAGCUCGACCACGUUCGGCACCCUUCCAAGCUCGUUGGACUCCAACCCGGGAACUGUGCAGAUGGUCCUUGACCCCUACCCAGAGUUUCUCAACCCGUGUGAUUACUCCAGUUCCUCCGAUCCGGAGCUAGAGUCCGACGAAGAGGUCAAUCAAAAUUCUCUAUUCCGACGAUAUCGGCGACGAAUGCGCCAGAUCGACAUGAUGAGACGAUCGCACAACAUUCAACAACAGUCAACCAUGGGCAACCAUCCUCCUAUUCCUACAAUCUCUCUCGCUUUCCCUGAUACCUCCGCCGACCCCGAUCUUCAUCAGAUGCAGGCCAUACUGGAUCGACUCGCUCGCCGGGAGGAUAUCCCGGACGACUGGUGGGCGGCGGCCGGGCUGUCUCGGACCAUCGGUCAAAGGGCUGGUUCCAAUGAUGAGUCCACCAGUAACACCGACGGUGCGGACGGACCAUUGAGACAACCGUAAAAGAAAAUUUUACAUCAUUUAUGCUUCUGUGUCAAAUAUUGAGCUUUUUUGAGAAUUCUUAUAUCUUCUUUCUCCGAUCUCGGGGUGUGGGGACUUACUGGGGAAUUUCGGCGUUGUUGGGUUCUUUUCAAGCGGUGACUUGCAGUUUACAGCGGAGGGCGAGAGAGCACUCGGCAAUGAAUAGGGUUAUUUCUCAUACUGAUCGAAUUCCUGUAUGUAUUUUUGUGAGAUUUGUCGCGGAUCAACAGUUAAUAGCAACGUGCCUACAGAGUUUGC